CAGGGUUUACUGCAACCUUUUCCAGUUUACAGCAGUGAGAUCGUUUUCUGUGUGUUGGCCAUACUUUGGUUUACUCGGGGGUCGGUUAACUUUUUGAGUGUUAUAAUAAGAGUAUAGAGGAGUAAAAAGGAGAAGACCAUCCAGCGAGUGUUGGACACUCUCAUCCACGUCCGGAGCUGAGGUCCAGUCCAACAGACUCCUCUGUUGUCUGCUGACUCUGGCACCGAGUCCUCCAUGAUGCUGUUGUCCUCGCCACACUCCUUCAGGCUGAAGUAUCUGUCUCUGGGGGUGCUGGUGUUGCAGACCACCUCGCUGGUGCUGACCAUGCGCUACUCCCGCACCCUGAAGGAAGACGGCCCCCUUUACCUGGCCUCCUCCGCCGUGGUGUCGGCCGAGCUGCUCAAGAUCCUCGUCUGCACCCUCCUCGUCUUCAAGGAGAACAAUUUCAGCAUGCGGCUGCUGAAGGAGGAGAUUGUGAACAAGCCUGUGGAGACCCUGAAGUUGGCCAUUCCUGCAGGGAUCUACACUCUGCAGAACAAUCUGCUCUAUGUUGCCCUAUCCAACCUGGACGCAGCCACCUAUCAGGUCACGUACCAGCUGAAGAUCCUCACAACAGCACUGUUUUCUGUCUCCAUGUUGGGGAAGAGGUUGGGCUUAUACCAGUGGCUCUCCCUGCUCUUCCUGAUGGCGGGAGUCACUCUAGUGCAGUGGCCCACAGAGUCUGAAGGUGACACCGAGCAGCUGAUCCUGUCGGCAGGCUCCCAGUUCGUGGGACUCAUGGCUGUGCUGAUGGCCUGUGUGUCCAGCGGCUUCGCUGGAGUCUACUUUGAGAAAAUCCUCAAGGAGACUAAACAGAGUGUGUGGGUCCGUAACAUACAGCUGGGUUUAUUUAGCUUUGUGUUUGGCUUCGUAGGAAUGAUAGUGUAUGACGGCGAGAUGGUGAGAGAGUUGGGCAUGUUUCAGGGCUACAACGCCGUCACCUGCACAGUUGUUGCUUUGCAGGCUCUGGGCGGUUUGGUCAUAGCAGUGGUCAUUAAAUAUGCAGACAACAUCCUCAAAGGGUUUGCCACCUCUCUGUCCAUCAUUGUGUCCACACUUAUUUCAUAUUUCCUGUUGGAGGACUUUAACCCUACUGGUGUAUUUUUCCUCGGGGCAGUGCUGGUUAUUGCUGCCACAUUUCUCUACAGCAACGAAUGCAAACCGGCCAGUGGAAGUACCAUCAAAGUAUAAACAGACACCUCUGUCAAGUGUGCUACCCGACAGAAGAGACGACGCACACACAGGACAAAGAGCCGAGUCGGACUUAAUGAUGGGAUACAACCUGUUACUGCCAAAUAAUUACAGCUGAAGGCUGCCCAUCCCUCCUGGCAAAAUGCUGCUAUAUGCACAAAAUAUGUGGAUCAAUAAUAUAUACUGGUUCUUUGUGUAUUUAUUUUUAAAGGUACUUCUCUUGAAAUACUAACAGAGAUUACAACAGAGAUUGUUGCAGUAAAACUCACAUGCUGUAUGAUAGAAUUAUCUCAUGGAAACGUAGCUUUCUCUAAAUGCAAUGUAUGGGGACCAGGAGGAAAUUAUGAUAAAACCAUGGCCUUGUGGAUAUUUGGAAACCAUUAUUAUUUUUAAGUUUGAUAUACUGUAAGGAGUGUAUUUGCUUAACAAAAAAGGCACUCUAUUGAUGGCGCUGACAGCGCCUGCCUUCAAGAGAGGAAACUCCUCGACAGAGCUUCCAUCUAGUGGUGGAAUGAAGAGCUGCAAAGAGGAGGGGUUACCUUUGGUCAGAGAUGCUGAAUGUCCUUUUUUAUAUGAGAUGAGAUGAGAUGGGGUAUGACUGCUUUGACCUUGCUGCUCACAGUCUGAGUAUUCAUAUCAGAAGCACUCAUUCUGCUGUUAUUUAAAUGCAAAAAAGGUAUUUAUGUGAAAACAAAUGAAUAAAUUAAGGCAUAUUUCCAUGCUGAAGCAACCA
This is a messenger RNA of Pseudoliparis swirei, 1963 nucleotides long. RefSeq names its product solute carrier family 35 member A3b (gene slc35a3b). Gene Ontology annotation, molecular function: UDP-galactose transmembrane transporter activity. The record is from RefSeq and is a predicted model, not a curated record. Gene Ontology annotation, cellular component: Golgi membrane. Gene Ontology annotation, biological process: pyrimidine nucleotide-sugar transmembrane transport. The transcript has 8 exons. The coding region runs from base 235 to 1230 and encodes 331 amino acids. Lineage: Eukaryota; Metazoa; Chordata; Actinopteri; Perciformes; Liparidae.